GUUCGUCCUCUCAAGUGUCUGCUGAUGUUACGCCCACGUGUAUAAAACAGCCUCACGUCGACAGAGGGAGACACUACAGCCAUGGCUCAAAGCGGCUCUCUGCACAUAUCCGUCGGCAUCCUGAGCAUCGGCGGUGGUUCACUUCUGCUUUUGGUGAAUGGUUAUGGCAGCACUCCUGAAAAAGACUUGGUCCCCCACACUGCACUGGGAAUUCUGCUUCUCAUCACUGCAGCGCUUCUGGCUUACUCAGGAAUCCAUCACAGUCUGUCCCACGGCCGCCUGUUGUCCACCCUGUGUCUCACUGUUUCUGCUCUGUGGUGUGGCUCUGGUCUGGUGUAUAUCCUGGGAGGGCAGAGGGUCAUACAGCCCACACAGCUGAGAUUCGCAUUUGUCCCAGGCCUUGCAGCAUUUAUAUUGGCCUUGCUCAUCAUAGGCAUUGCUGCUGUUGUAGCAAAGAAAGCAGUUCUCUUUCUCAUAGCUGUUGGUAUCUCCUUAGCUUCCGCCCAUCAGAUCGCAGGUCUGACAGCCGUAGGUUUUGGCCUGUAUGCCACAGCUGCUAACUACUUCCUUGUCUGUCUGGUGUGUCUUUACUUUGGUUCUGGACGUCUGCUGUCUGUGAUCACUCACGGUAAAGUGGAACUUCCUGGAACAGGUGCGAAGAAGAAAGCUGAGCUGAAAGCAGAGCAGAACCAGGGGUGUAAUGAUGCCGUGUCAGUGAGUUUGGCGAUGAAUUUAUUAUCUGCGUCUGUAUUAGCCUGUCCCCUGCUAGGUGUGGUCCCUGAGCUCUCUGUCGGUCAUGUCCCCUGGCUGUGGACAGCUGGCGUGUUCCAGCUCGGCAUGUGUAUCCUCUUUUACAGAGGUAUGGACAUGCUUGCUGCCACUUUUUAUGGCUUCACUUCCCUGUUUGCGUUUGCAGAGGGUUACAGUGCCCUGCUGUCAUUUUAUUCCAUUCGGCCUUACUCACCUGUUCCCUUUCCAGUUGUCUUCUCAGUUCUUUUCUUCAUACUGGCUCUGUUCAGUACUCAGAAGGACCUGCUGGAGGGCUUCUACCAGCUAUUCUUUGUCGCCUAUUCUAUUGCUCUUGCAGCCCAGCCUCAAGGCUUUUUCCAAGCAGGCACUCAAGGUGUCCAGGCAGCUAUAUUUGUGGCUUCUGCUUGCAUGCUUUUGAUUACCACCUUUAACAUGGCCUCUAGUACCAAGAUUCCCACAGGGCAGAGCUGUUUCAAGGCUUUAGUUGGCAGGAUGCAGAGCGUUACUCUCAGGGCACAUGACAAAGAAUUGCACACACCUUAUCUGGGCUACUCUAAAUAUGCAGAUGCAGAGGUGUUAGGCCAUGCAUCCAAUGUGCUGGCUACUUUCGCAAUCACAGCCACAGUAGGUAGCCAAAAUCCUCUCUUUGUGCUGAUUCUACCCUGGGUGGUCAUGGCUGGCGGAGCACUGGAGCUGCUGUGCGGCGCAGUAGCCUUUGCUCGUGGUAAAACCUUUGAGAGCACAGUCUUUAUUCUCUAUGGGGUGAUGUGGACGGUGUGGGGGCUGACACGAUAUGGCGGCCUGUAUGGGGAGACCAGAGGUCUUAACAUUGCUGUUGGGAUCAUUACCUUCCUUGUGUUCAACAUUUUAGUGACAGCUGCAGCGUUGUUUAUGAACGUCGCAUGGUUUGUCUACGCAUUUACCUUCCAUCUCAUACUCAUCAGCUUCCUGCUGGACGCCAUGGGCUCGCUGCCUUAUGGCUAUGACAUAGGAGUCACAAUCAUCUUUGGCCUUGUCAGUUUUUAUUUUUUCUUGGCACACAUUUUCAACAGCACCUUCAAGUCUCCUCAGAUCCCCUUAGGAAACCCUAUUAUCAAGCUGACUGGAGCAGGGGGAGGGGCAGCUGUCUGUCCACAUUUACCAGCCCGUAAAGCCACAUCUGUCCUACAGAUUGCAGAAAUCAUGAAAAAUGGCGGCAUAUGUGGAAUGCCUACUGACACCGUCUAUGUGCUGGUGGCUGCUUGCAACAGACCUGAUGCUGUAAUCAAAGCUUACAAGGUGAAGAAGCAGGCAGAGGACCGUCCCAUGUCCAUGUGGAUCUCCUCUGUCAAGCAGCUGGAGCCGGUGCGACACCUGCUGAGCCCUCUGCUUCUGGACUUCAUGGAGGCUGCGUGGCCAUCUUCCAUUAGCAUGGUUAUACCAAGAGGCCCGUGGAUGGAAAUCUUUGGUUUGGGAGAUGCUGCCAAACACAUUGGGACUCCACAAAGCAUUGCUAUCAGAAACCCCGACUGUUCUGUAGCCACACAUCUCAUUGGUUUGGUGGGGCCCAUUGCAGUAACAUCAGCCAACCCCACAGGUGAAGCUGAUACAACUCACCACAAUCAAGUGUAUGCCAAACUGGGAAACAAGGUGGAUGGAGUGUUAUGUGAUGGACCCUCCCCAGAGAACAUUGCAUCUACUGUGGUUGACUGCACCAAGAUUGAAACUGGACAAAUUGGUUUCUUUAGAGUCGGUCUCAUUCCAAAAUCAAAGGUUCUUCAAAUCUUUGAGGAGGUUCAGAGGCGGCACAGACAAGGGCAGACCAAUCCUGCCUUUCAGUAUGAUAUGGAGCUACCACUUACAGAAAGAGACAUUUCAGAAGUGGGAAGCACCGAAGAUUCGGGAAGAGAGUCUGAAAACUCAACACCCUCCCCGCCUUCACUUGAAGAAAAUCCAGUCCUCGGGAAUGGAUCGUAGUUUCUAUGCAUAAUGCCUAAAAUAUGCUGCCAUUUCUAAUAAACCUGAUGUGUAAAGCUGUUAUUAAAUGAGGGAAAUCACAUUGUGGAACUAACUGGGUGAUUUGUAAUGUACUUAAUAAAGUGUUAUUUAUUAUGUUUCCCUUUUGUCUGAAAAUUACAA
This is a messenger RNA of Pundamilia nyererei, 2868 nucleotides long. RefSeq lists its product as uncharacterized. Gene Ontology annotation, cellular component: cytoplasm. Gene Ontology annotation, biological process: regulation of translational fidelity. The transcript has 9 exons. Gene Ontology annotation, molecular function: double-stranded RNA binding; nucleotidyltransferase activity; tRNA binding. The coding region runs from base 82 to 2706 and encodes 874 amino acids. Lineage: Eukaryota; Metazoa; Chordata; Actinopteri; Cichliformes; Cichlidae. The record is from RefSeq and is a predicted model, not a curated record.